Serpula lacrymans var. lacrymans S7.9 is the source of this 2067-nucleotide messenger RNA. RefSeq lists its product as uncharacterized. Lineage: Eukaryota; Fungi; Basidiomycota; Agaricomycetes; Boletales; Serpulaceae. Gene Ontology annotation, molecular function: protein binding. The record is from RefSeq and is a predicted model, not a curated record. The transcript has 6 exons. The coding region runs from base 1 to 2067 and encodes 688 amino acids.
AUGUCUAGAAUCCCUGUUCCCUCGCAAGCCCCUUCACCUCAUAAAUCCGCAGCCAAUUUCUCGACGAUGGAUCGAUCUUCUUCGCCUCUUUCUCAACAGAUCCGUCACCCACAAUUAACCUCGACGUCCAUGUCUAGUCUGUCUGUGUCAGAGACCAGGAGAAAGCAAACCAAAAGGGAUGAGGCAAUUCGCAAAAGGAUCGAGUCAGAACUAUCGCGGAAGCGAGUUAUACCCCUGACUCAGAAUAUCAGUGGACGAAGCAAGCGUUCUAGCAGGUCAGCGGUUACCAGAGGUACCGUCGCAGCGUUAAGGCCAAGUCUGGCUUUAACCGUCCCGGAGAAUAUCACGGUCGCAGAAGCCAGUCAGCUCUGUGCCGCCAAACGAACUGAUUGCGUUCUUGUCGUGGAUGAGGAAGAGGGCUUGAGCGGCAUUUUCACGGCUAAAGACUUAGCAUACCGGGUAACAGCAGAUGGCCUCGACCCUCACACUACUCCAGUGAGCCAGAUCAUGACGCGAAGUCCCAUGGUGACCCGUGAUACGACUAGUGCUACUGAUGCUCUUCAAUUGAUGGUGCAGCGGCACUUUAGGCACUUGCCGGUCUGCAAUGAGGAGGGUAAUGUUGUUGGCCUACUUGAUAUCACCAAGGUAUUUCAUGAGGCAUUGAACAAAGUGGAGCGUAGCUCGUCUGCUUCCGAAAAGCUUUACAAUGCUCUUGCAGGUGUGCAGUCGGAGCUAGGACCGGGAAUGACGUCAAACCCUCAGGCUGCAGCAAUGCUCGCCUAUGUAGACGCUCUAAGGGAGAAAACGGCUCUGCCUGAUCUCACUACGGUCAUUGAUCGCUGUGUACAGCCCGCGACCGUGACGCCGAAGACGACGGUGCGUGAAGUUGCCAGGCUCAUGAGAGAGAGGCGAACAACCGCAGUUUGCGUCAUGGAAUUUCCGGCCGCAGUCUCAGAUAUGUUUCCCAAAGUUGUGGGCAUCUUCACCAGUAAGGACAUCGUGUUAAGGGUUAUAGCUGCUGGGCUAGAUGCGGGCAUGUGCAGUGUCAUCAGAGUAAUGACCCCGCACCCUGAUACGGCACAACCCAGCAUGAGCGUUCAUGAUGCGCUGAAAAGAAUGCAUAACGGGCACUAUCUCAACCUGCCAGUGGUUGAUUUUGACGGUCAAUUGAUGGCUAUCGUUGACGUCUUAAAGCUCACAUACGCAACGCUAGAGCAGAUGAAUGCCAUGACCGCAGACACUGCGGAGGGAACCUGGGAUAGUCAAGGCGGGCCUAUGUGGGGCAAAUUCUUCGAGUCCUUAGGUGGCCAAGAUGACAAUGAUUCUGUAGUAUCUGGUUCUCAUAUCCCAGAAGAGGGUGUCAUUGGGCAGCAACAACAGUCUUCAUAUUCCGAAGUGCAUCCUAGCGAUUCUGCUUCUUUCAUAGGCGAUGAGUUGACAUCUGCGCUGGAGCCAUUACCUCAUGAAAAAGGUAGAAUUGCCGCCCCUUCGAUCACUGGUACAUUAAACACUCUGGCCGAUGAUGGAACUUACGUCUUCAAGCUCCGUAUGCCUAGUGGACGUACACACCGUUUUCAAGCCCGCCAUGAUAGUAUGGAAACUCUUGAGGAGAUAGUGCGAGGGAAGUUAGCAGCAGAUCCGUUCUUCACCGAGUACACCGGUAUGGUGGAGACGCGACCCGAUCCGUGCGAUUUCGAUCUAUCGUACACAGAUGCGGAUGGUGAUGCGGUGUUAAUCACCAGCGACAGCGAUAUUGUAGAUGCGGUAAAGAACGCUCGUUCUGCAGGAUCGGAUCGUGUUGUCCUAUUUGCUCAAGGCGGCAGGAGUUGGGUGAGUGCUGGAUGGGAAGGAGAAGUGAGUACUACUCCAUCAAAGGAGGUGGCCAUUGGCAAGGAAGCGGAAAUAGUGAAGGGGGCGGCAUUAGUGAAGGAGGCAGCAUUAUCCCAGAUAUCUCCCGAAGAAGAUACCAUAAUGGGUAUGCCAAAAGAUCUUAUCUUGCCAACUAGUGUUGGUGCAUUGGCUGUGGUGAUCUUGGCUAUCUUCACAUUUUCGCGCAUAGCUAAAUGA